ACAAAACGUUGCACAAACCCACCAUAAAAGGAUUGAAGGCCAAAAGCCAUCCCGGUGGACGCGCGGGCAUUGCUGUCGUCGCCGGAGAAUGAAGCUAUGGCAAAAGGCUGUCGGCGCAAUCAAAGACAGAAAUAGCAUUUGGCUUGCCACCCUUUCACGCCGCACGCCAUAUCGCCACCCCGACCUUGAGGCUGCCAUCAUCCGCGCAACCAGCCACGACGGCGCUAAAAUCGAUUACAACAACGCCCGCCGCGUCUUCGAAUGGAUCCGUACAUCUCCGAUCUACAUCAAGCCUCUUGCGUGGGGCCUCUCCGCCCGCAUGGAAAAGACUCGAAGUUGGGUGGUGGCUCUGAAGGGUUUGAUGCUCAUCCAUGGAGUGUUUUGUUGCCAAAUUCCAUCCGUCCAGCUGAUCCGACGGCUGCCGUUCGAUCUGUCCGGGUUCAAAGAUUGUCAUUCCAGCCCUUCCAAGACUUGGGGCUAUGAUGCGUUUGUGAGAAGCUACUAUGCGUAUUUGGAUCAAAAAUCAGCGUUCAUAUCUUCGGAGGCUAAGAAAUUGAAGAAAGGGUUGAAGCCACCAUUGUUGGAGGAGUUGAUUAAGCUUCAAAAUUGGCAAUCUAUGUUGGAUACCUUGCUUCAAGUUCGACCAUUGGAUGACAACAUGAAGGUUGGUUUAGUUUUGGAGGCGAUGAACAAUCUCGUUGUCGAAGUUUUCGACGUGUACAGCCGAAUCUGCAACGGAAUUGCUCAGAUUUUGUUGAAAAUAUACGUCUCACCAACGAAAGCCGAAGCAUCGAUGGCGCUUCGUGUUGUUCAAAAAGCAGCAAAUCAAGUAGAAGAUUUGUGUCAAUAUUUUGAGGUAUGUAAAGAAAUGGGCGUUUUGAAGGCAAGUGAGUGCCCAAAAUUGGAGAAGAUCCCAGAAGAAGAUAUCAAAGAACUUGAGCUGAUCAUCAAUGGAAGUGUUAACAAUGAUGAGAAAACAAAACAUUGUGAAGUUCUUGAAGAAGAAAAAAUGGGGAAUGAUAAUAUGAUGAGAGAGGGAGACGACGACGAUGAUAAUAAUACGAAUAAUAAUAACAACAACAAUGGAGAAGAAAUGAAUGGAAUUAGAAGGAAUGGAUCAAAUAAAAGGGUUUUGAAGACAGUGAUUACAGAUAAAUGGGAGAUAUUUGAUGGAGAUUGUUCAUCAAGAACAGCAUUGGCAGGGCCUCUUCCAAGCUGUUCUUCAUCCCAUUUGAGUAUCAUUUCUAUACCAAAUUAUAAAUCAGAGCUACCAGAUUUGAUCACUUUCUAGGCCUCUUGAUAUCAGGUAUUUAAUUAUGUAUAUUCACGGUCAGUCAUCAUCAGAUAACUUCAUCUUCUUCUUCUUCUUAUUAUUUUAGUUACUAAAAAAGGAAGGAACUAAGUUAUUUGUAA
Cucurbita maxima (winter squash) is the source of this 1413-nucleotide messenger RNA. Its product is annotated as putative clathrin assembly protein At1g25240. Gene Ontology annotation, cellular component: clathrin-coated vesicle; clathrin-coated pit. Gene Ontology annotation, biological process: clathrin coat assembly; vesicle budding from membrane; clathrin-dependent endocytosis. The record is from RefSeq and is a predicted model, not a curated record. NCBI's taxonomy places the organism in Eukaryota, Viridiplantae, Streptophyta, Magnoliopsida, Cucurbitales, Cucurbitaceae. Bases 89 to 1291 code for a protein of 400 amino acids. Gene Ontology annotation, molecular function: 1-phosphatidylinositol binding; clathrin heavy chain binding; SNARE binding. The transcript is spliced from 2 exons.